Messenger RNA from Castor canadensis (American beaver), 2658 nucleotides. Lineage: Eukaryota; Metazoa; Chordata; Mammalia; Rodentia; Castoridae. The record is from RefSeq and is a predicted model, not a curated record.
AUGCUGGUGGUUCUUGGAGGGCACGUGAAGUGGGGCGCUGCUCCGCCUGUCACCGCUGGGGUUCGAGCGGAUGCCCAGUGCCAAGCUGGGUGGGACAGAGCCGCGAGCCCCGAGGGUCGCGCGCCAGGUUCCCACUCGCUGGGAACUCGCCGUGUCAACGACCAUUGGCAGAUCGCCGCGCCUCCGGCCACGUGGACGUCAACGGAAGUCCUAAAGCCGCCGCCGCGGCCGCUCACAGGUCCCACCGCACGGUCCGCAGGCCCGACCCCGACGUCCGCUCAGCUCCCCUCCAUGGGAGGCUACGUGGGCAAGCCCGGCCCGCCGCCCUGUGCACAGGAGGACAGGCCCGGCCACCGGCCGUCCCCGCGCUCCCCGCCGCCCUUGGCCGCCCAGCGCGUCCUCCACGUUUGCCCGUAGCUGCCCACCCCGCUGCUCCGAGACCCCCGCGGCGACCGUGCCCCCUCCUCAUCCUGCCGCUUGGCCAUCACGCCUCAACUGCGCUGCCCGAUCCCGCAGGCCCGCUACUCCGUGCUGGGGGCGCUGCCCACCGUGUGCUGGGACGGUGACCACCAGAAGGCCGUGCUGUCUGCGCGGAACUCCACGAUGCUGUGCCACCUGGGCACCGUGCGGAUUCCCACUCCCAGCAAGCGCCCGCGUCCUCCAGGGCCCGAGCACAUGGUCAGCUCUGCAGCCCAUGCAGAGCCAGACCCGGGUGCAAAGGAGCUGCCACCAAGUGCCCUCGAAGACAGGAGGAAAAGGACCGUGAAGGACGAAGACCAAAUACUCGCUGAUGAGCAGGGACACAAGAAAAGGUACCUUGAUGGCAUUGCAAGCAAACAUGCCUUAUCUGAACCCCUGCUGGCUACCGGGGACCCUGCUUCUUUUGUGCCUAAGCCUGAGUCCCUAAAGAGAGGCCUCACUUCUCAGAGUUCAGAAGACCUCAGGAGCAAGCGAUCUUGCACCUCUUGUGUGUCAAGCAUGCACACAGGUGACAUCCUUUGCUCUAGCCGCAAUGCCAUCACCAGUUCCUACAGCUCUACAGUAGGCAUCUCACAGCUGUGGAAGAAAGGGGGUCCCACCUCACCCCCCUUUUCUAGCCAGGCCUUUUCUGGCUCCCAGAUGUCAGAGAGACCAGUCAAGAAAGCAAGAGAAGAGGGGCUGUGUCAUUCAUCCAAUUCUUCAGCUCCACAGGGGACCACCAAGGAGUUCCAGGGUGAAAAGUGUGCAGAUGGGACUACAGGGCCACAGAAGGACUCCAGAACUUCCUCAUCCACACCUGCCAUGUCAGGGAGCCGAAGACGGAAGACCCGGCUGCUGCCCUGCAGGCGAGGGGUUCCACUGACCUUGCCUCCGCCUCCUCAGCUUGGCUAUCCCAUCACUGCAGAAGACCUGGACCUGGAGAGGAAGGCGAGGUUCCAGUGGUUUAACAAGGCCUUGGAGGACAAGACUGAUGCAGCCUCCACUUCUGUUCCUGAGAAGUCACUGCCUACUCAGCCCUCUGUCACUUUCACCCUGCCUGCAGCUAGUCCUGCAUCCUCGCUGGCCUCCUUCCCAGCCCUCAGUUCGAACCUUCUGCUGGAGACCUGCAAGAAGAUGGAGAGCCUUGGGGGUCCACCAGCCUUCCCAGAGCCUGCUGUGACAGCCACCACUUUAGCCCUUUCUCCCCACAAGACACCUGGCCUUCAGGACCCUCGUGGUUCUUCCUUGCCAGGUCCCCUGCCAGGCUCCCCGGACCCCGCCCCCACCCUGAAGCCAGGAGAAGACAUGCCAGGAGUGGUGGGGGAAGAAGGGUUGGGAAGCCCACUGCUUUGCACCCCAAAUAGCAUCCUGUUUGAGGUGCACAGCAGCCGGCCUCCCAACCCUCCUUCCCCUGUCACUCCUGGCCUGUCUUCUGCUUGUCCCAUAUCCCAGCCUCUCUUCCUGACCCCACCUGAAAGCACGAGAGACAGCCCCAUGUCCUGGAUCCCUUCAGCCACACCUGGAGCCUCUUCCAGCUCCACCCUCUCCGCCACCACUGGCACCACCACCUUGACUUUCAAGCCCAUUUUUGGCAGCAUGGGGCCACCUACCUCUGUUUCCUUGUCAACGCCCUUCAACCUAACUACUCCCUUUACCACUGCACCUGUUUUCACUGGCCUGCCCACCAUUCCCUCCGAAGUGGCUUCUGUCACCACCACUGCUUCAAAACUCUCCUUUGGCUUUGGGGUGAACAGGCUGGCCAGUACCACAAGCAGCUCGACCAGAACCAUGCUUUCCACCUCCCAGCCAUUCCUCUUUGGGGCUCCCCCUGUGUCUGCCACCAGCUUCCCUGGAGUCAUGGGCCCAGGACUUCAGUCUAGCCAGCCUGGGGCGCUCCAGAGCUCUGCAGCAGCCAGACCCUUUGACCAGCCUCUCUCCAGUGCCGCUCAAAUGGCCACCACCAGGAGCAGCACCGCUGGCGUCAGUGGCUUCAGCUGUCCGCUCACCACCUCGGCCAAGGCCACCACCAGCCAGAGGAUCCUGACUUUCGACAGCACCAGCCUGUGGCGCACAGCUCGCAUCUGGGGCCAGGAAGGCUCAGCAGUAGGAGGCCCCCAAGCCAGCCCUUGCCCGCGCGGGCAUAGCUCUUUCGCCCCUGGCAACUCUGAGACUGCGGCGCCACCUGCAGCGCCCGUGUAG